This is a messenger RNA of Gigantopelta aegis, 2837 nucleotides long. RefSeq names its product nuclear pore complex protein Nup85-like. Gene Ontology annotation, molecular function: structural constituent of nuclear pore. Gene Ontology annotation, biological process: protein import into nucleus; mRNA export from nucleus; positive regulation of DNA-templated transcription. The transcript has 22 exons. NCBI's taxonomy places the organism in Eukaryota, Metazoa, Mollusca, Gastropoda, Neomphalida, Peltospiridae. The coding region runs from base 2 to 1978 and encodes 658 amino acids. The record is from RefSeq and is a predicted model, not a curated record. Gene Ontology annotation, cellular component: nuclear pore outer ring.
CAUGGCUGACGAGCGGGAACAAGAAUUAAUGUGUUUGAGCGUACCCUGCAGUCAUGCAGAAACACCACAUCCAUUAUGGGGCCUCGGCAAUCACUUGUUUGUUUUCCCAGGUCGGACUGAACAGCGACAGCCAGAACAGUGGGAAACGCGUAUUGAUGAGAGUUCGGAAAUAUCUGAUGUUAGAUGGAUCACAGAUAGGCAUGGCCCCAUUACGAGAAAACUGGUAAACGAGUCACACAAUAUCUUUGUGAUGUUGCAAGGUCAGGUUGCCAGCCUUCCAGAGUCUUCACCACAGAUUCAAUUAGUAAAAGCCAGUAGACUGUAUCGUUCUGUUUUGAAGGCCUGCUGUAUAGAGCUGCAUCGUCUCGCAGAUGACACCAUGGAUGAUAUUGAUCACAACAUCUACACAGAACAGUUACAGAUGUUUGAGAUGGUUCAGCUCAUCUGGAGUCUGUGUGAAAUUCUCUUCAUCGACACUGCUCCAGAUGGAAUGGUGAUUAACCAGCUAGUGGACUGGAUUCGCUGGCACUUCACGAAGGGCAAGACUCAGGCUAUGGAGAUCAUGCGUGAUGACGACCAGCCAGACUCACAACCUGAUUACUGGGACACGGUUUAUCGUCUGUUGUUACAAGGAGAUACGGACAAUGCGAGGAAACUGCUUUCUUUACACUCACUGAGUCAGUCGGAUGCAUUCACAAGUCUUGAUGUUCUGCUCAGGAAGAUGCCACAAAGUACCCAAUAUCAGCAUGUGACAUCAACUGCAGAGUUUGAGAUGAGAUGGCGCCACUGGCGUGAUGAAUGCAGUCGACAGAUGGAAGAAGGGCUGUUUGCAGCAUACACAAACUUACAAACAGUUGUGCAGAUACUGGUGGGGGAUGAUGCUGUAUUUACGGAACUGCAGCCUCUCUGUGAGACGUGGUAUCACCUGCUGGUUUCUAAACUGUUGUAUCAGAACCCAACAAUCCGCGCCCAGGAUCUUCACUUCCAUGUUGAAAAUUGUGUUGAAAGUUUUUGUCGAGAUGGUUUCAGAAUUGGGGAACUGGACAUCAUUUUGCAGGCAGCCAUUGAGUUUGAUAUCCAUCAAGUUAUCAAAGACAGCAGUGCUUUCCUCAGUAUUGGUAGCUGGUGGUUUGUCAGUCACUUGACGGACAUUCUACAACACUGUGGACAACUUGACAGCCACGUACUGGCAUUUGGUUCGAAUUUGCGGGAGUAUUUGUUGUUGGAAUAUGCCUCUAGUCUUAUGUCACACAAAAGCUUGUGGCAGGUUGGUGUAGACUACCUGGAUUUCUGUCCUGUGUUCGGAAGGAAAUAUCUGGAACAUUUUAUUGAACAUAUGCCUGUGGAAACCGAGAAAAAGGCUCACAAACUCGUGCACAUUUGUGAAGAAAGGAAUAUGCAGGAACAAGCUCAGAGUAUCUGCAAACUGAUGGGAAUGAAGAGUUAUCGUCAUGGGCGGCUCGGAUCAGCACUCUCCUGGUUUCUCCAGUCAAAGGAUGUGGCAGCUGCAACCAGAUUGACAGAAAAAUUUUUACUCGAGUACAGUGAAAAGGGGGAGUUCUCUCACCUUGAUCUGAUUGACAACUUGGGGCCAGCGAUGUUACUUAGCAACAGACUCACCUUUCUAGGUAAAUAUCGCGAGUUUCACAAGCUGUACGAGGAUGGUGAUUUCCACGCUGCUGGUUCCCUUCUCUUGUCACUCCUCACGGCCAGACUGGCUCCAAAAGAUUUUUGGAUCAUACUUAUUCUGGAUGCCUUGCCUCUUCUCGAAACUAAACAAGUCGUAUUUAGCAGCACGCAGACAUAUGAAUUGAUGCACUGCUUAGAAGAAUUAAUGCAGGACAUGGUUAAAGAAAACAAGUCGGAGAAUAAGGCUCUGUCUGAACCGAGAAAACAAAAGCUGGAACUGCUGCGCCUUGCACUGACUCGGAACCUGUCUCGAGCCAUCAUCCACGAGGGAACGAUUGUUCCUUCUUGACAGUGUCAUGUUUUGGAAAGCAAAUAAUGUGACUAUUGCUGGCACAGAAUGUUCAUAGAGCAUUUCUAGGUAGAAGAGCACUACAAGUCAAAAGAACUUAAACCAAAGAGAAGGCAUUAACACCAGGGUGUCGACAUGCACAGUUGAUUGGGAAAUACUUAAUUUUUUUAUAAAUUAAUGUUCAUGAUUAUAUAGGACACUAAUAAAAUAUUGGUGAGAUUAUUGAUCACGGGUAACAAGUAUUUUAUAACAUACUCAUAACAAUAAUUAGUGGGGUUGGAAAACCUGAAGACAAUUUUACACAUUAUUUUGGACAUAAUAUUGAAAGGAUCUUGGACUGUUUUAGACACCACUUUGGACAGUUUUACAGUUUAUGGAAGACACAACAAGAAUAUACAUUACAAUGUUUCAGCCUUGCUACUUAAGGAAAGAUGUAGUGCAUUUCCCUCUAUAAGACUUAUGUCAAACUUGCCAAAUGUUUGACAUCUAAUAAGCCGUUGAUUAAUAAAUCAAUGUGCUCUAGUGGUGUUGUUAAACAAACCAAACCAAAUUUGGGUUUUUUUACUAUGUUUCAAGUAACACCAUUUUACAAAUUUAAAUCUUUGACUUACACUGAUUGUACACAGGUUUGUCCUUGGGAUUAUGCUUAAGCAUUCAUUAUUGAUCAUCACUGCAAGGAUUUGUGGACAACAAGUCUCCUCAUCUAGUAAGUGAUGUUAGGAUGAAACAGGUUUAGGUAACCAGGUUUAACAUAACAUUGUCAAUACAUGGUCUAACAAACUACAAGAUAUUUAUCAUGUUGUUAGGAAAUGUUUUAUAUAAAAGGACAUUUUGUUAAUAAAACUAUCAUGUUUUGCUA